Hordeum vulgare subsp. vulgare (domesticated barley) is the source of this 1610-nucleotide messenger RNA. RefSeq names its product patatin-like protein 2. Gene Ontology annotation, molecular function: monoacylglycerol lipase activity; glycerophospholipase activity. Gene Ontology annotation, biological process: lipid metabolic process. The coding region runs from base 257 to 1417 and encodes 386 amino acids. The record is from RefSeq and is a predicted model, not a curated record. The transcript has 6 exons. Lineage: Eukaryota; Viridiplantae; Streptophyta; Magnoliopsida; Poales; Poaceae.
GGGGUUAUACUAUACUAUUAGGAAUUUAGGAUUAGUUUGUGCUAUCCUUUUCGACGUCUGACUUUGUGAUUAAUCCCUGCAGUUGAGGGAGCCAAUUAGUGGUGUCUCGCUUCUUAAUAAUUAGUUUAUGUGAUCGUGUUUCAGACGUUGUCUAUAUAACAAGUUUAUCCUUUCUAAUAAAUCCUUAAUCUGCCACCUUCUGUUCUUGAGUUUCCGUAGCAGCUAGCUUGUGCUCGUGUUAGCAAACUCCAAAGUGAUGGCAGCAGGUGACCAAGCGAAGGUGGUGACCAUCCUGAGCAUCGACGGCGGCGGCGUGAGAGGAAUCAUCCCGGCCAUCGUCCUCGCUUUCCUUGAAAAGGAGCUCCAGAAAUUGGACGGGCCGGAUGCUAGGAUCGCGGACUACUUCGAUGUCGUCGCCGGCACGAGCACCGGGGGCCUCUUGACGGUGAUGCUCACGGCGCCGGACAAGGAUGGCCGGCCGCUGUUCGACGGCAAGGAUCUAGCCAAGUUCUACAUCGACGAGUCGCCCAAAAUCUUCCCACAGAACUGCAGGGGCUCCAUCUUCUCCAAGAUCGGUUCGGGUCUGGCGACGGUGACCGGGCCAAAGUACGACGGUAAGUACCUCCAUUCGCUGCUCCGUCGGCACCUCGGCGACACGAAGCUGGACGGGGCUCUCACCAGCGUGGUGAUCCCGGCCUUCGAUAUCGCCCACCUGCAGCCCAUCAUCUUCUCCAGCUUCCAGUUGGAGAACCAGCCCGCCAAGAACGCGCUCCUGUCGGACAUCGCCAUCGGCACCUCCGCCGCACCCACCUUCUUCCCCGCGCACUACUUCGAGACCAACGACGGCAAGGGCGGCACCAGGGCCUACAACCUCAUCGACGGCGGGGUCGCCGCCAACAACCCUACGCUAUUGGCGAUGAACCAGGUGGCGGAGCACAUGGUCCUCGCCGGGCAGAAGCCGGUGGGCAAGUCGUACAUAGUCAUCUCCAUCGGCUGCGGGACAUCAUCGCUCCCAAAACUCAAGUACAGCGCCAAGGACGCCGCCAAGUGGGGCAUCUUGAGCUGGCUCGUCAAGGAUGGCACCGUCCCCAUCCUCGACAUGUUCAACGCCGCCAGCGCCGACAUGGUCGACUUCCACCUCUCCGUCCUCUCCGCCAUCCUCGGCUCCUCCCAUCAAUACCUCCGCAUCCAGUAUGAUAAACUGAGCGGGAGUGCGGGCUCCAUCGACGACUGCUCCAAGGCCAACUUGGAUAGGUUGGUGAAGAUUGGGGAUGAGCUUCUCGCCGAGAAGGUGUCCGGGGUGGACCUGGAGACCGGCCGGAAUGUGGAGGUGCCCGGUGGAGGCACAAACGCGGAGGAGCUCGCCAAGUACGCAAGGCAGCUCUCCGAUGAGCGGCGCCGACGCCGUAACAAUUAAUAUGCCUCAAACCAAACUAGCAAUUGCAUAAUACCAGUAUUUACGUUUGGUUUGGGAGCUCAAUCUGUUUGUUUGAUUUAAUUAUGUCGUGCGUAUUGUUGUUGUAAUAGUCUUGUGCAAGAGUCAUUAUUAGCACAUACAAUAUGUAUACUUUAUAUGACAUGAAAAUGGUAUCGCUUGAUUUGUUUUCGAA